Messenger RNA from Brenthis ino (lesser marbled fritillary), 1512 nucleotides. The record is from the annotation of a GenBank genome assembly. NCBI's taxonomy places the organism in Eukaryota, Metazoa, Arthropoda, Insecta, Lepidoptera, Nymphalidae.
AUGUCGGAAAGUGAUGAAAAUGUGCGUGAUAAAAGUGUACAUGAGGGCGAGCUGACGUCGUCCUCGUCUACCAGCGGCGAAGAGGAUCCGCCGCAACGUCGUAAACGAAAGUUGUCUAGGAGGGAGGUAGGAUGUCAGAAAAAGAGUAAGGUAUUAGAACACCUUGCUGAACAAGUAAGUCAAAUUCAAAAUUAUUUGGCUUCCAAUGCAUAUCCUCCGUCGGGUUGGUACCCCGCUGACCCCGGGUAUCAUCACCCAUUAGAAACACAUGUAGAAAAUCUGGUGCCAACCAAACAGGAUGCACAUUUAGUUGAGGUACCCGCCGAGUCGGCCAUUAAAUUUGAUUUUAAUUUAAAAACGAGUUUAAAAGAACCUACAGUAUUGAGCGCAAUUACGCAUGGCAUAAUUAUGCAAAGCGAUGCUUUAAAAUCAGGAGUAUUUGAUUUACUGCAGUGGGUACAAGAUACCGAUAAUUUUGUUAAAGACGAUCUGGUAAAGAAAAUUAAAGAUAUAUUUUCGGGUGAAUUUCAAAAGAUAUCUCUUGAUUGUUUACAAUUGCUUUGUGGGCGUCGAGCCGAUAUUAUUGAACAAAGACGAGAAGCAUUCUUGAAUUUAGUAAAAGAUAAAUUUCUAAAAACUACCUUAAAAAAGAUACCUCCAUCCUGUGAUUUUUUAUUCAGUAAAGAGCAAUUUUCAGACUUUUUAAAUAAUAAUGGGGGCAUUAAUAAAAUAUUUUCAAGACCUUCCUUCUCUGCGCAAGAGAAGAGAAGUACUGGUACAUCUCAGGCUGCGCAACCUGGAUCCAGUAGUUACAAUCGAACCGGUCGCCCCACAGCACCGUUUGCAUUACAAUGUAGAGCCCCUCAAUAUCCGUAUAGGUCGUAUGCUCCUAUGCAACCCUAUGCAUUUAAUUACAAUUUUCCAGCUUAUGCUGGAAAUCAGCGGCUUUCUCGACCUCAAUACAAGCCACAAUCAUUUACCGCGGGUCCACAAGCCCCGAGUAACCCUAGGAAAUCAUUUAAUCAACACGGCGCAUCCAGCCAACACAUUAGCGUCAAAAGAAGAGGGAGAGGUGAACAGGUCAAAGUUGGUAGAGCAAACCCAGGUUGUUCUCAAAACUCUAAAAGAGUUAGGAUGGAUCGUCAACACAUCCAAGUCAAUCCUAGUCCCCCAGAGGUCGUUGGAGUACCUAGGUCUAGUAUGGGAUACCUGGAACAACAAGAAAAGCCUGCCACAGAAGAAAAUUCUGGGUCUACAGACCACUAUAGCAAGAUUUCUCACACAACAACAAGCGACGCUUCGGGAAGUUCAAGGUCUAGUAGGGACCAUGAAUUUUGCCCGUCUGGCUGUCCCACAGGGUCGAUUAAACUUCCGCUAUCUCCUGAAACAUUGCAUAUCUAUGCUUCAAAACAAUGUCAAGGAGAAAACUCCGCUACCAAUACAGGUAAUGAAAGAACUCAAGUGGUGGAGGCAGAACUGCGACAGGUCGUCUCUACUUCACCUUCCACUUCU